AUAUGCAGACGUUUCAUAAAUAUACGUCAUUUCCGGGAUGAUAGAGUGGCAAUGACAGCUUGAUCAACAACAAUACAUUUACACAGAACAGAUCAAUAAAGUGUCUACUCUCACGUGGUGCCUGCGUGUCCCUCCUGUUCACCUAGCAGCCCCUCACUGGAGAGAAGUCUGAAGGAGGAGGGCUCAGCCUCUCUUCCCCUGCCCAGCCAGCCACUAUGGAACCUUCUCUGCAGAAACCCACAAUGAGCUGUGAUAGUGGACUGGUGGAGAGGAACAUUGCUGGAGCCGACCCAGAGGGGAUGUGGGACAGCGGGGCCGUGGAUCCACCCGAGGAGGAGGGCCGCACCUUCAUGCAGGUUCUCAGCGAGAAGUACAGCCCGGAGAACUUCCCGUACCGCCGAUGGCCCGGCAUGGGCGUGGUGGUAGUGCCAACUCUCCCACAGGGCUCGCCCAUGAAAGAUCGUUUGAACCUUCCCAGUGUGCUCGUCCUGGCUGGCUGUGGAAUCAGCCAUGCGGGAGAGCAGAGAGAGAUCGCAGCCUUCUGUGCCCACGUGAUGGAGCUCGACCUGUCCCAGAACAAGCUCCAGGACUGGCAUGAGAUCAGUAAGAUUGUGUCAAACAUCCCCAACCUGGACUUCCUCAACCUGAGCUCCAACCCGCUAAGUGAGGUUGUCUUGGAGCCUAGCGGUGCUAAGGCCUUUGCCCGAGUCCGACGCCUGGUCCUCAACAACACUCAAGUGUCCUGGAACACGGUGCUCGUACUAACACGGGAGAUGCCUGAGCUGGAAGAGCUGUUCCUGUGCCUUAAUGAGUACACCACCGUGUCAGCCUCUACUGUGCCCUGCCCCACACUGCGCCUGCUGCACAUCACUGACAACAACCUGCAGGACUGGGCCGAGGUGCGCAAGAUUGGGCCCAUGUUCCCCGGCCUGGAAACUCUGGUCAUGUCCAACUGUAACCUGAGCUCCAUUCAGGACUCCGAAGACAUGCUGCGGCGCCUCUUCCCCAACCUACGCAGCAUCAAUCUGCACAACUCAGGUCUUAACCGAUGGGAGGACAUAGAGAAGCUGAACCAGUUUCCUAAACUGGAAGAUGUGAGGCUGCAGGGGAUUCCCUUACUGCAGACCUAUACCAACACAGAGCGUCGGAGCCUCAUGGUAUCACACCUGCCCUCUGUAUCAUCGCUCAAUGGCAGUGUGGUGACGGACGGGGAGAGAGAGGACUCGGAGAGGUUCUUCAUUCGUUACCAUGUCGACUACCCAGAGGAGGAGCUACCUUACAGGUAUCACUGCCUGGUGACCAAAUACGGGAAGCUGGAACCCUUGGCUGAGAUCGACCUUCGACCCCGCUGCCACGCCAAGGUGGAGGUGCACUGCGAGGACAAAGUGGAGGAGGUGAGUAUCCGCCUGGACCAGACUGUGGCCGAGCUGAAGAAACAGCUGAGGACAGUGGUGCAGCUGUCGGCCAAUCAGAUGCGUCUUUACUACAUCGACAAGGAGUGUGUCUUUGGGCCGGAGGAGAUGAAGUACCACACCAGAGCCCUCCACUCCUACAGUAUCCAGGACGGGGACGAACUCCUGGUGGUGCCUAAGGCUGGCCGGGGGACUACCACCGCUGCCAAACCACUAUCAAACCUUAACUCCAAAACCUUAACUCCCCCGCCAUAGAAGUAGAAUAACUAGAACGGUUCACCUAUCAUGGCACAUUGACUUGAAUGGGUAAUGCAGUUCUAGUAAUUAUAUUUCUAUGCUCAUACCCUUCCCCAUCCUAAUCUUGUCUGAAGAACUCCCUGCACCCCUCCUUACGCCCAUCCUAUGUUUUACAUUCAGUGUGGGACACACUAUCAGGAAUAACAGCGACUCUGACUCUGAUUCUGACUGGCUUGCGUUUCACCUCACAGCACCACACAUGCACACACACACCAAUUAAUCCGAAAAAAUGUGUCUUGUAUGCUGCCCUCGAAAGGUGUGUGUAUUAUGUGUGACUGAGUCCCCUCUUUGUCUUGGUGUAACGCCUCUGCCCUUGACUCCUAAAAAGGCUAUCUUUUGGGGAAGGAGCACAGGAGAUAUUGCAGAGUACAACCACAGUAUCUUUUAUCUUUAAGACAAUCUCCCAUUUGCAUACCCUGUGGUGUGCAGAGGAUGUUGAUGAAAGGAUAUGGUAUACUGCUGUGCCACAGACUCUGUUUUGAGUGUACUAGGUUGAUUGUACUGUAGCUAACGGAAGUAUUCAUCGCGUCGUGUCAUUCCACUUCCUCACAAGACCGAGCCAUAGUUUUUGAUGGGUUAUUCUAAGUUAGGUUUAGUUCUCCUACGUUGAAUUCAGUAAGAUUAGUAUUUUUGGAGGAUACUUGAUAUUCAAACUCAAAUCGUGUUGAGCUUUUAAAUGGUCUUUCCUUUGGCCAGUUGUAUCGUAGUGUUUAUAGGAUAUUGAUGCCUCUGACUGAAAUCAUUGAUGUACCAUAGAGUGCUGCAUGAGACUGUUCUUUCCUAAGUGUGUUUUUAUGUAGUUUGUGUGGAUCCUUCCACUGUCUGGGACCGUCCGUACAUGUUAAGCCUAAAUUACGUUUGAACACCUAUUGACACAUUUGCUUCUGUGCCAGAGCCAAAGUAUCUCAGGUCUAUUGCAGACAGAGGCUUUGUGUGUUCACCAAAGAUUUGUAUGAACUCUGUGUACUGUUCAUUGCAUUGUUGAUGCAUUUUCCUUGUGUGUGAAGAGGCUCAUGCUUGGUGUUAUUUUCUGUCAUUGUGAGGGCAAAGGUCACUAUGUCAGUAGCGGUUGUCUGGGACAGUAGAACUAAGGCAUUGCUUGGUACUUCACAGCUAAGGGACACCGCCACUUUAAAUCCCAAUUUACAGGCUGUUUGUUUCCCUGUUGGAUCUUAAUUGACAUCAUUUGUUGUAUUAUGUCAUUGUCUGAUUUGGAAGACAGUAAAGUAUUGGAAGAUGCGCUUAGUAGAGCUAGAUCUCUCUAAAGAUUGGAAACUAGACAAUAGCAGCAUAUUUCAUACCGCUUGUUGUAUUUAUUUAGUCAUUAAAACAUUGUAAUAAGCAGUAAGGGUCCGUUAUUUUUGGUAGGCAUAAUAUUUCUAUGUCGCUUAGAUGGCUACCUGGUUUACUCUAGACAGCUUCUCUUGGUUAGUGAACCCAUGUUUUAAUGUAGUCAGUAUGCACUGGCAAUCAAUCAAUCAAAUGUAUUUAUAAAGCCCUUUUUACAUCAGCCGAUGUCACUAAGUGCUAUACAGAAACCCAGCCUAAGACCCCAAACAGCAGGCAAUGCAGAUGUAGAAGCACGGUGGCUAGGAGACAGCAAGGGGUCUUCAGGCCAGGUAGUCCUGAGGCAUGGUCUUAGGGCUCAGGUCCUCCGAGAGAGAAAAAGAGAGAGAGAAUUAGAGAGAGCAGACUUCAAUUAACACAGGACACCAGAUAAGACAGGAGAAAUACUCCAGAUAUAACAGACUGACCCUAGCCCCCAGACACAUAAACUAUUGCAGCAUAAUUACUGGAGGCCGAGACAUGAGGGGUCGGGAGACACUGUGGCCCUGUCCGACUAUACCCCCGGACAGAGCCAACCAGGCAGGAUAUAACCCCACCCACUGGCAGGCACACUAAUGCAUUAAUGUGAAUAUUGAGAGUUGCACUGUCUAAAGGGAUAAAGAUUUAAUCAAAUAUAAAGGAAUAAAACAUUUAUCUGAUUCUGGAGCCAUGGCUCAAUGUACUUUUAGAUAAUGUCAUAUGCCUAGAUGUAAUGGCUUCCCGUGAUUUCUGAAAUAAUGUUUUAGUGUAGGCAGUGGACACUACUACUAACAAUGUGUGACAGAAUUGAGAGUGGCACAGUACAGUAAUUAAAGGAAAAUUGAAUCCGCUAUAGGCUAAUGGUAUGCGACAGUCAUCUGAGCCCGUUCAUUCAGUUCAUACUGCAGUGAUGCCUUUUAUUUCCGUUUCAUCAUCAUCAACAUAGCACAUUUCAGGAUUCUGAAUCAAGUUAUCAACUUACAUCUGCUAGAGUUUGACAUGUUUGAAAUGCAGAAAUGUGUCAUUUUAAUUACAUUUUAAUGUAUAAUAUUGAUUUAUUUAUUUGUGUGUGAUGCUUUCCCUAGUAGUGUCAGCACACACUGAAUUGAUGCACUAGUUAUUUUCAUGAUCAGUAUGUUUUCGGGUAAAGGAUUUGUUUAGCAUCUAUUCCAGGUCACCACCUUACUUUAGUCUGGGUUUAAUAGCCAAUGCUUUAUACUUCAUUUAUGUGUUAUUUGUUCCGGAGUAGUACAAAUAUUUAUCGCUGUUGUGGGUUAGUGCCUAUCCUGAACCGCAAAUUAUUUAUAAAGCCAUUAUGCAGCUCCACAAUAUUCAGGUACAGUACAUAUAUCUCCUGCUGUUCUAUUGUAGGUAUGAAUCCUUCUGCUUAUUCAACCUAACCUUGUGUAUUCUCAUCACUGUGUAAAAUGUGGGAAGAAGAAAGGGAUAGUAAAGUAAUGUACCACUUACUGUUGUAUUGAAGGGAAUGGUUUAAAUGUGGCAAAAGAAUCUGAGAAUUUCAGCCACAUUACAGGCUAGGUAAACCGGGCAGCUAGCUACAUCGAAAUUAGCAUGAUUCUAAACACCUGAUAUAUGUGUGUUCCAUGAGUUCAACCAGUAUAGAGACUCUUUUCUGAUUGUCUGCCUCCUGGAUGUAACAAUGCUGUCCAAAUGUGUUUACUACAGUACAUGCAAAUGUUUAGAAAAGGUAUAUAUGUGUGGCAUAAAUAUAAGUAUGGAACAUGUAUCAUUCAAUGAUGGCUGUAUGAGUUUGUAUGAUUGAAUGCAAUUUAAAUGGCAGAUGAGCAGAUUGAUGUAAUUCCUCUGAACUCCAUAUUAGUCACCUGUGUAGAGUAAGAUGCAUACAAGAAUAAACAGCGGUGUUCUUUCUA
Oncorhynchus nerka (sockeye salmon) is the source of this 4906-nucleotide messenger RNA. RefSeq names its product tubulin-specific chaperone cofactor E-like protein. The transcript has 10 exons. NCBI's taxonomy places the organism in Eukaryota, Metazoa, Chordata, Actinopteri, Salmoniformes, Salmonidae. Gene Ontology annotation, molecular function: protein binding. The record is from RefSeq and is a predicted model, not a curated record. The coding region runs from base 216 to 1667 and encodes 483 amino acids.